AUGGAUUCGCAGUGGUCGACAUACCCUGAUUCGACUGGAAAUAGGGCCAGCCAAUUUGGAAAUGGCUUUGGGAGCCAUUCCUCACACAUGCCACAGAAAUAUGCCGCCCAUGGCUCUGGGCCACAAAUGCAACAACCACAGGCACCCUUGGGCUACACCUAUGAAACGUAUCAAAACCCUACGGCCACAAAUCCCCCGCCUUUACCUUCGAGCACCAAAUCAUUAUCUAUAGCAACGUCCCCCGCUGAAACGCCGCUUUCUCGGGAAUUCAUAGACCCCGACACGGCAAUGGAAGAUGCAGACCCGUACAAUCGAUCGAAAUAUUCUACUAGAUCUAGCCAGCAGGUACACGGAUCCUCACAGUUUCUUUCUAGCGAAGAUAGCUCAGCAAUGAGGAAGUAUUCGCCGAUGAAUUUGGUAUCAUCCACGGCCUCCUACAAUACUAGUCCCAGCACUACUCAAAAUUCCUAUAAUUUUUCUACGGGAAAUUCACGGCCCUCGCCAACCAGAACAAGUACAUAUAGUGCCUCGUCCCAGGCGUUCCAAUCUCCACCAUCCGGUGCACCUUCUAGGCCGCAUGCCCCACGAUUACCGCUAAUGCAGCCAACAGACAUGAGCCCCGAGCAAUACUAUCCACAAACUGCGUCUCUCCAGCUUCAUACCAGUUUUUCGCAGAACUCAAAGCCUAUUUCCCUUCAGCCAUCACAGUUGAACCUUACAAACUCUGGUAUGGAAGCACCUAUUGUUAGAGGACCAGUUCCUAGAUUCCAGAAAAUCAAGUCAGCCCAAGAUUUGCAUCCGAAAUUAAAUCCGAAGCCUGCCGGUCGUCGUUUAACCCCAGAAGGGAGCUACAUUAGUCCUCUCCAAGCUUUAACCACGCACCUCCCUGCAAGCUACCGAAUAUGCAACCCAAUGUUCCAAUAUGAGUCCUCACGAAAUCCUCGCCGAGUAUUGACGAAACCAAGUAAAGGAACCAAGAACGAUGGGUUUGACAACGACGAUAGUGACUACAUUCUUUAUGUAAAUGAUAUUCUUGGAAGCGACGAGCCUAAUCACAAGAACCGAUAUCUCAUUCUCGAUGUGCUUGGGCAGGGCACUUUUGGUCAAGUAGUCAAAUGCCAGAAUCUAAAGACGCAGGAAGUUGUAGCCGUCAAGGUUGUGAAAAAUCGGACAGCAUACUUCAACCAAAGUAUGAUGGAGGUAUCUGUUCUAGAUUUGAUUAACAGCAAACUGGAUAAGAAUGAUGACCAUCAUCUUUUGCGUCUAAAAGACACCUUUAUUCAUCGUCAGCAUUUAUGUCUUGUGUUUGAAUUGUUAAGUGUCAAUUUAUAUGAACUCAUCAAGCAGAACCAAUUCCGCGGACUUAGCACAACAUUGGUCCGAGUUUUUGCACAACAGUUACUAAAUGGGCUAGCUCUACUCAACAAAGCCCGACUCAUCCAUUGCGAUUUAAAACCAGAAAACAUUUUGUUAAAAAACCUUGAGAGCCCAAUCAUAAAAAUCAUCGAUUUUGGGUCUGCUUGCGAUGAGAGACAAACUGUCUACACAUACAUCCAAUCCAGAUUCUAUCGUUCUCCAGAAGUUCUUCUAGGUUUACCAUAUUCUUCUGCCAUUGACAUGUGGUCCUUGGGCUGUAUUGUUGUCGAGCUAUUUCUUGGCUUACCGUUAUUUCCUGGAUCGUCAGAGUAUAACCAAGUAUCUAGGAUAGUAGAAAUGUUGGGUAUGCCUCCCAAUUGGAUGAUUGAAAUGGGAAAACAAGCAGGCGAAUUUUUUGAGAAAACUCAAGAUGAAUUUGGAAGGCGAACAUACAGGCUUAAGAGCCUGGAGCAAUACUCGCGUGAGCACAACACCAAAGAGCAGCCAAGCAAAAGAUAUUUUCAGUCAAAUAAUUUGAAUGAAAUCAUACGCAGCUACACCAUGCCGAGGAAAAAUAUGAAACAAGCAGAGAUUGACAGAGAAUUAAAUAACCGCGUUGCCUUUACGGACUUUGUUCGUGGUCUUUUGACAAUCAACCCUUUGGAGAGGUGGUCACCACAGCAGGCUAAGCUACACCCCUUUAUCACACAACAAAAAUUCACACAACCAUUUGUGCCUCCAAUGAACCUAAAGUCGUCUGUCAUCAACAAAGCAGUUGCACCUGGUGUUCAGCAACAGCAACAAGCUGAGGCGGCAAGCAAACAGCGGGCAGCACAAGAGGCUCAAGCUCAGGCCCAAGCCCAAGCCCAAGCUCAAUCUGCGGCGCAAUCUGCAUAUGCAAUGCAGAUGAACUAUAACCCAGCAUCGCAUAACCAACCUCCGCCUGUAUACAACAGCAUGUAUACUGGACAUCAGCAGGGUGCGCCACCGCCCUAUCCUUCUCAACAGGCUGGUUACGGCCACCAAAUGGGAAUGAUUCCAAGCUCCAAUCAUGUCCAGCAACCUUAUGGGCCUUCGCAAAGCCUAUACGCCCAGGCGACAACCCGAGCUGGGAGACAAAGAGCCUCCACUAUGGACCAACAACAAAGCGGCAUUCCACCAGCAAUUCAACGGGUUGCUAGUCACUUGGAUCCGAAUGCGCCAAUUCGCCUCCAGCCCAGCCCAGCGUAUUACCCUCCUCCUCCGGAUGGAUAUCCUGAAGGCAACGGCUCUGGAAACCGACGAAGAGGCAGCCGUCUAGGGGGAUCGCAUGGCCGAAACAGGGACUUUAUUCGUAACCUUGAAGAUGGCGCACUUGGCGAUGGAUUUAUGAAUCAAAAUCAAAACCAAUGGCGAUAA
Ophidiomyces ophidiicola is the source of this 2754-nucleotide messenger RNA. It is a transcript of the gene YAK1, whose product is annotated as dual specificity protein kinase yak1. Gene Ontology annotation, biological process: peptidyl-threonine phosphorylation; peptidyl-serine phosphorylation. Gene Ontology annotation, cellular component: nucleus; cytoplasm. Lineage: Eukaryota; Fungi; Ascomycota; Eurotiomycetes; Onygenales; Onygenaceae. Gene Ontology annotation, molecular function: ATP binding; protein tyrosine kinase activity; protein serine/threonine kinase activity. Bases 1 to 2754 code for a protein of 917 amino acids. The transcript is spliced from 8 exons. The record is from RefSeq and is a predicted model, not a curated record.